This is a messenger RNA of Corvus hawaiiensis (hawaiian crow), 4978 nucleotides long. RefSeq names its product ankyrin-2-like. Gene Ontology annotation, molecular function: protein binding. The record is from RefSeq and is a predicted model, not a curated record. The transcript has 18 exons. The coding region runs from base 443 to 2752 and encodes 769 amino acids. Gene Ontology annotation, biological process: signal transduction. Lineage: Eukaryota; Metazoa; Chordata; Aves; Passeriformes; Corvidae.
AUCCUGGGGGAAACAGAGGGAAAGAGGGUCUGUGCCAAGGCUGCAGGGCGGCAGGGGAGCGGAGCCUGCGUCCCAGGGAUCUGUUCUGAGGGGAACACCCGGGCUCCAGGGGAGCACACGGUGCGCGGGGGGCUGGGUGCAGCGGCUGGACUUCCAUCCCUCGGGACCCGCUCAUCGAUGCUGUCCCCAGGCACGCUGUCAAACUCCUCAAAGCCAACUAGGUGCCUAAAUAAUUAGGAAUUCUAACAGAGCUGACACAUAAUCCCCUGCAAGGGGCAGCCCCCAGUCUGGGACCCGCUCUGGUUCUUUUCCGGCUGCUUUCCAAGGAAUAUGCUGCUACGUCUUGUAGCACCACAGAUGCCCAUUUUUAGGGGAUGAGAAUCAGAGACAACUAAGGAGAACAGGGAAGGGUUAUGGAAUUUCUUUAGCUGCACUACCAGCAAUGGAGAAGAACUACGGCUCCUUCUUGUGCUUAAGGACUGCCCAGAGCAGCAGAAGAGACUUGGUUUCUGUUCUGUACAGGGGAAGUACAGACCUACUAGUGCAGCUGUGGAAGGCAUGGAUGCGAUGUACCAUGGAAAGAGACAAAACCAGAAAGGUUUGCAAGAUGCUCUUUGGACAAGCAGCAAAAGCAGAGGCUUCCCGAAGUCAGACAGUUCAAGGAGAGGGGAUGAAGGCAGAACUGAGGGAGAAGUGGCAAACCCACACGAGGACACCAGCAGUGCCAAACAGCCCUACCCAUGCAGCUUGUGUUCCUGCCCGUACGAGAUUUUGGUUGAUAGACUGUCGGCAGACGCAAGAAUCUGUUACUUUUGCUUCCCAAGGGUACAGAGAAAUUAUCUGUGUCCCCUACAUGGCCAAAUUUGUGGUGUUUGCCAAAUCUCACGAUCCCAUUGAAGCACGGUUAAGAUGUUUCUGCAUGACGGAUGACAAGGUGGAUAAAACCCUAGAACAACAAGAAAACUUUGCUGAAGUUGCCAGAAGCAGGGACGUAGAGGUAUUAGAAGGAAAACCCAUCUACGUUGACUGCUUUGGCAAUUUGGUGCCACUCACAAAGAGCGGGCAACACCAUAUAUUCAGUUUCUUUGCCUUCAAAGAAAACAGACUUCCUCUGUUUGUUAAGGUCCGAGAUAGCACUCAAGAGCCCUGUGGACGAUUAUCAUUCAUGAAGGAGCCAAAAUCUACCAGAGGCCUCGUUCAUCAAGCCAUAUGUAACUUAAACAUCACUUUACCCAUUUACACAAAGGAAUCAGAUUCAGAUCCAGAACCAGAAGAGGUUGAUGUGACUUCAGAAAAAAAUCAACAGGAUGAUCAGGAAAAGACAGAGGAGAGACUGGCCCAUAUCGCGGAUCACCUUGGAUUCAGCUGGACAGAGCUAGCGCGAGAACUGGACUUCACAGAAGAGCAAAUUCACCAGAUCCGAAUUGAAAAUCCCAAUUCGCUGCAAGACCAGAGCCACGCGCUCCUCAAAUACUGGCUUGAAAGGGAUGGGAAACACGCAACAGAUACAAAUCUGACCCAAUGCCUCACGAAAAUCAACCGCAUGGACAUCGUUCACCUGAUGGAGACCAGCGGCAUAGACCCCGUGCAGGGCCACGGCCCGCGCGCGUACACGGACACGGAGCAGUCCAUGGCACUGGACCACAGUGAAGGGUUCUCUGCACUGCAAGAAGAAGUGCACAGCUCGAGGCACAAGCAAGAACAGCAGAGAGUAUCUAAGGACAGCGAGCCAACCGAACAGCCCCCUCUGGUCUCCGAGGAAGACGUGUCUGUCACUUAUUCCCCGUUCCAGGACAGUACUCCCAGGAGCGAGGCAGAAGUGUCCAUGGCUGAGCUUCUGAGGCAAGCACACAAGGAACAAGUAGAAGCUGAAUUCUCAGGGAAACCCCAAGACGUGCCAGGGAAACCAUCUGCUUCACAGCAGGAAUAUUUCGUCACGAGUCCAGGAACGGAGCAGUCCGUGGGAGCUGGAAAAGCAGCGAGCGGAAAAUCCGCACCCUCGAGCACGGCAAAGGGAGAGGUGCAGGGAGCACCCCUGCAGCCUCUGUCCUCUGCCCAGAGAGGGGACUCCCCCAUCAUCCAAGAGCCCGAGGACCCCCACCUCCACCGGGAGCAGCUCUCUCCAAGGAGAUCUAGUCUUGUGAUAGUGGAGUCAACUGAGGAGCAGGUGGAGAAUUCUGGAAGGGGCUGCGAGGAGGAAUCCUUAGAAAAGGAGUUAGCAGAGGAGUUAGGCGGGCUGGAGCUCAGCUCGGACGAUGACGAGAUGGUCACUACCAGGGUCAUUCGGCGCCGGGUGAUUAUUCAGGCUGAUAGUAUGCCUGAAAUGCCACCAGAAACAGUCACAGAAGAGCAGUACACAGAUGAACACGGCCACACAGUGGUAAAGAAGGUGACUCGGAAGAUCAUCCGGCGAUUUGUUGCUCCAGAUGGCACGGAAAAAGAGGAAGUGGUAAUGCAGGGAACACCUCAAGCCCCCGUCACUGUGGAAGAGGGAGAUGGUUAUUCCAAAGUGGUGAAGCGGGUUGUGCUGAAGAGUGACAGUGAGCACUCAGAGGUGACCCUGUCUGAACCUGCCGUUCUGUCUAGUGCCUCCAAAUUCCAGUCCGAACCAGUGGAGGGCCGGAAAGUCAGCAAAGUCAUAAAGACCACUGUAGUGCAUGGAGAGAGGACGGAGAAACACCUGGGGGAUGCCAGCCUGGCUUCUGAUCUUCCAUCAGCCAAAGAGGACUUCGAAGAGGACAAUACUAAGUAAAGCCAGCACACAGAAGAGGACCGUGAUGAAGGACCGCUAUGGAAAACACGUUCACAUAGAAGAGCUGGAAGACACCCCAGAAGCGCUCCCCAGGGAUGACCUCCAGCAUGACCUCCAGCAGCUUCUUAGGCACUUCUGCCAAGAGGACUGGACGCAGGAGGCCAAGUGAGAAGCUGCCGCCCCGCACAGCACCGCGCGACCCCUCCUGUACGCAGCCGUCACCAUCCCUGGGUAGCGGAGUCAUCACCGAUGCCAGCCACUGCCGCUUCUACCUGUGCGGCCGCAGUGAAUUCAUUUCUCCCCAUCCCAAAUUUCAUUUUGUGCUGGUAUGAUUUUUCACCCUGUAAGCUAAUUUGUGACCAAAGAUAGCAUCCUUCAGGCAGGAUGAUUUAUCCGCCUCGCCGGCACCCUUGCCAGCGUCACCGCUUGUCCCUGUCCCUUCGCUCUGGCGCUCGCUUCCUGACACGGCCCUUGCCAAGCAGACUUCAUCUCCAGGCCUCUUCCACUGACUGUGUACGCGCACCGUACAAAGGAGUUGACGUGUAAACUGUAAAUAGCAGAGUACUUAAACGCACGAGACCGCAGAACACUCUCUGCCCGUUGGCGUCGUGGGUUACGAGGUGUAGUGACCCUGUGGAACGGCACCGGCUCACGGAACGGCACCGCCCGGACUGCAGACGCUGACUAAGCCAGGAGGAAGCGCUGCAGAGCCACCACGUACUAAGACUGACUGUUUAGAGAGCUGGUCUAGGCAAAGGCUGCGAGAGUCAGGCAACAGACAGCUGUUCACGUGAAUCACAGCUGACUGUGGCCAUCAAUAGUGCAGACACCUUUAGCCAGCCGUUUCCAGACAAACAUUUCCAAAAGAACAAGAAAGACAAAUUACCCCACUAGGUAGCCAAGUUGCUAGCAGCUCUAGCUACGGCACGUUCGCGUACGGUAUUAAAGCCUAUAGAUCCGGACCUGUGGCGGGGUGUAUUAAACAAUUCUAACUCCGGUAGUUUCCCGUUUCCAUCACCGCUUAGCCGACCUCACCGACUGACUGGGGGUGCUUCCUGCUGUCCACUGCACUGUAGAUAACUACGGGACAAAGACUUACCCACUAUAAAAGGAGAAUAAUUAAUUCACCGUGUUUUAUCAAGAUUGCCUCUUAGCCGAUAAGACGCAUGCGGCAUUUGAAGGUCAAAACCAAACCCUCCUAGAACCAUGUCAGCUUCUUGGCCCUCUUAGCACUGAGCGAGCAGUUUUUAUCUUCUGAUCAAGUGUUUUUAAAGAACAAGUGCUCACAAUCCUUGGCAGCCGGUUUCUGUUCAUAUUUUGUUAUGUAACUAUAUAUAAUAUAUAUAUAUUUCUAAACCGACCCUCUGAAAACCACGAUAGCAUGUCUGCACUUUUAUUUUCCAAAAGGGGAACAUAGGAUCUGACGUUUUGGGUGUUCUAUACCUUAAUAUUUAACGGAGGGAGCUCUGUAGGGUUUUAGCAUAACAUGCACACACACAAACACACCAACUUAAUGUUUUUAAACAGCUAUUUAAUUUUUUUAGUAGUAGACUCAACACCAGAGUAAAACCAACCCUCUCCUCUAGGAGCAAUCCUUUGUCCCAACUUAUCUGGCCUUCCACAACUAUAGGGUUCUUUGGUUUUGUUUUUUUUAGCGACUCACUCAGUGCUCAGAACAAGGGCACUUCCUCAUUAAGGUAAUGAUGCCAAAAGCAUGGAAACACCUCUGGAGUUCUGGCUUCCUGUGGGCAGAACCACCUGAGGUGCCGUGCUGACACUUUUUGGGCAGGCGAGAAAGGAAACGAAAAGAAAAAAGUGUUUUGGCAGCCAAACCAAAUGAGACCCGCGAUGAAACAUCUCACAGCGCAUUGUGGCUUCCUGGCUGGCUGAGACAGCGCAGGAGGGUCUUCAAGGAUGGGGCUCUCAAGAAAUGCAUUUCUGUUGUGUUAUUUGCGGUGCAGAUGAUGUUCUGUGUAACAGCAUAAUGGUUAUUCACCUCUUAUUUUGAUUUUUUGCUGUGUUAUCAGAGAACUUGAAUACUGUGAGAAGAAGUGAAUUUUAAGUUGACGAAUCAGCAUCUUGUUCCCAUGGUGAUAACACUAAUUGAAUAUAUCUAUGAGGGCAUGUAUUAGUUAAAAAUUAAAAAGAUACAACACUAACAAUACAUAGCUGCAAUGUGUACAAUGGCUGAUUUAACGAAAUAAAAAUGUACAAGUGUUAAAUGUA